AUGGUAUGCACUUUGCGUUUGGAUUUUGUCAGAGGCAGACGUUCCUGGGAUAACUUGCAGUGAUAAAGUAUAAAGUUUGCAUUUGUACAUUUUUGGAGGAAAGUGAUUUGAAAUUUAUAGGCGCAUUGACGUUUUCCAGACAUGAGGCAAAAAGGGCAUGGCAGCUCUUGUGGCGUUAGUCUACGGGCUAAGUGCCUAGUCAUAGGAUAUUUCUGUUUGUUUGCCAGUCUGGUGAAUGUCAUAUCCCACUUUGUGAUUGUGAGCAUUAUGACACGUGGUUUCGUUUGCGAUAUAAAUGAAGAAAGCGUACAACUAAUAAAUUGGACAUGGUUAGAGCCGUUUUUAUUUGUCGUCAACAUGGGAACUCAUGGCUUCUACCCCUACCCACUUCUUCUUCGGCCAUAUGCUGAAGCAUUUGACAAUACGCCGCUCGGAGCAGAACUGAAAUGUGACACAUCAUUGACCCAUGUCUCCGGCGCUAACAUAUUGUACUUCUUUAUAAAUACAUCUUGGUUUAUAUUUGUAUUAAGUUAUAUUGUCGCUAUAUAUAAAAAUGAGGUUAUACCAAUUCGCAUGUUCUAUUUGUGGACCUUAUUGAAGAUCGGGGUGCAGAUAUUGUUUUUGGCGUACCAGCCUGGUAGUAUAAGAUUCAGAAGCGAUACUGUAAGCUUCCUAGAACACAGUGGCUUUGGGAACCUAUUGGAUAUUGUAUUGGGUUGCCUUUGCGUCCUAUUAAUAAGAAAAUACGCCAAUGAACUGGCACUGGAACUAGUGGUUUGGAUCGUGAAGAAACCACCUACUUACGAGGAGUGUCUCAAAAACUCAAAGACAGAAGAUAAGCAAGAAGCAAUUAUAACUAUCGAAAAACCCAAAUAUGCCACGUCUUCCAUUUAAUUGUAUGACGAUUUCAAAUUUUCAGUGGAUCUCUUUCUAUCUAUCGUAUUCUAUGCUAAGUUUUUUUAUUAUUUCGGUUUCGACAAGGCCUUACUUCCUUCUCCAUAUUUUACUGUAAUAAGUUGUGGGGAAAUGCAGCUUAGAUAAUGUUUAGGAUAUAUACUAGGUAAAGACAUUCAAGUGAUAUUAAAUUUUCAUGUUAAAAUGUAAACCAUAGAUGUAAAAAGCGUUUGUGUAACAUUUUAAAUAAAAUGACUUAUAUUAAUACAAUGUUUUAAUUGAAUUGGUAGGUGUGUUUCCUAUUUUCUAAAUAUUUCUAAGUUCUCACGAGUAUGUAAGUGCGUGCUCCUAUUU
Messenger RNA from Pieris rapae (cabbage white), 1248 nucleotides. RefSeq lists its product as uncharacterized. The transcript is spliced from 6 exons. The record is from RefSeq and is a predicted model, not a curated record. The coding region runs from base 142 to 894 and encodes 250 amino acids. NCBI's taxonomy places the organism in Eukaryota, Metazoa, Arthropoda, Insecta, Lepidoptera, Pieridae.